This is a messenger RNA of Camelina sativa (false flax), 1209 nucleotides long. RefSeq lists its product as uncharacterized. The record is from RefSeq and is a predicted model, not a curated record. Lineage: Eukaryota; Viridiplantae; Streptophyta; Magnoliopsida; Brassicales; Brassicaceae.
UCUCUCAUCCUCAUAUUAAAUAGGGGACUAUAUUUUUGAACCACUCUGAGGACAACGUGACGUUUUAAAUUAAAAGCACAAAAAACUUUUUUACUAUAAAUCCCAAAAAGAGUAUAUGCUACAGAACAGGUCAAUCAAGUUUUGUUCUGUUAUAAAACUUAAGGACUUGUUUCUGAAAUAAAAAGCUCAGUUUUUUUUUGUUUGGAAGUCUUGCAAAAUCAUCACGAUGUUAGAUCCUUCUUCAGCUAAAUCCUCCAAUACCCAUUUGUGUUUUCCGAGUAUACCCAAUGAUCACUCAGAUUCCGGCGUCUGUUCGCCUACUCUGUGGAGAAACAGUCCUCCGAGGAGUCCUUUUCACCGGCCGGAAGAUUACUGGAGCCUUUCGCCUGAUUCUAGAGCACAAGCUAUAGCUCGAGGUCAGCGAGAGCUUAUGGAGAUGGUUAGUAAGAUGCCCGAGUCGUGUUACGAGCUUUCGUUGAAAGAUCUUGUUGAAGUGAAGGUGAAUCAAGAGAAUGAACGGAAGGUGUUCGAUGAAUUGCCUGAAAGAGAAGAUAAGCCGAGUAAAGUUAUUAAGAAGACGAAGAGUGAUAAAAGGAUUGAUCCGAAUCGGACUGGAGGAGGAUUCGAUGGUGGGUUUCUUCUCAAAAUGAUGUUUCCGGUUAGCUUAGGAGGUAAGGCAAAUACGACCAAGAAGAAGAAGAAGAAGAAGAAGAAAAAGGGGGAGGAUACGAUUAAAGAUUCUCAGGUUUCACCGAGACCUUCGAUCUGUGAUGAGCUUGUGAGAGAAGAGGAUAAAGAGUGGUGGAAUAAAAUGUCUGAGUUAAGCACAAAGAGGAGCGGUAGUAGCAGUAGCAACAGUAGUAAUAGCCUAAGGGGUGGAAAACGUAGCUGCUUACCUUUCUUCUGGAAGGCACAUUCAAAAGAGUGAAGCAAAGCUUUCUUGGCGUAAGAAGCAGAGCUUGAUUAGACAACAACACUCGAGUGUGUCGUUUGCAGUCUAUAAAUCUUCGGAGGGAAUGGUUUUAGAGAACGAAGAUGAUUACUCUUCUGAUAAAUUAUUUCUAUAUCUUUUUUUUGCUUCUGUAAGCCUAUGUAUCCUCCUUUUUGGAUACGGUAUUAUUAGUAAUGUAAAUAGAGAUGAAUGUGCACUGAUUGGUGUUUCAAAUUCUGCGAUUUUGAAUUCGAAUGUAUAGUGUGUUUAGGAUCCUA